CCUGCCCUGCCGCCACCUCUGCCUGUGCAACACCUGUGCCGACACCCUGCGCUACCAGGCCAGCAACUGCCCCAUCUGCCGCCUGCCCUUCCGGGCGCUGCUGCAGAUCCGAGCCAUGAGGAAGAAGCUGGGCCCCUUGUCCCCGACCAGCUUCAACCCCAUCAUCUCCUCCCAGACCUCCGACUCGGAGGAGCCCUCGUCCUCCGAGAACAUCCCGCCGGGCUAUGAAGUGGUGUCCCUUCUGGAGGCCCUCAACGGGCCCCUCACCCCGUCCCCUGCGGUCCCUCCACUCCACGUGCUGGGCGACGGCCACCUCUCAGGAAUGCUGCCCGCCUACGGCAGCGACGGCCACCUGCCCCCCGUCAGAACGCUCUCCCCGCUCGACCGCCUGCCCGACGGCAGCAGCCAAGGACUCAAGCUCAAAAGGAGUCUCUCCAAGUCCAUCUCCCAGAAUUCCUCCGUGCUGCACGAGGAGGAAGACGAGCGUUCCUGCAGCGACUCGGAGACGCGCCUCUCUCCGCGGCCGGCCGCGCAGCAGCCGGGAGAGGAAUGUGGCGUCACUCCAGACAGCGAGAAUCUCACCCUGUCGUCAUCAGGGGCCAUUGACCAGUCGUCUUGCACGGGGACGCCUCUCUCUUCCACGAUUUCCUCCCCAGAAGACCCUGCCAGCAGCAGCCUGGCCCAGUCGGUCAUGUCCAUGGUGUCCUCCCAGAGCCAGCACUCCCAGCUCAGCACCGACACGGUCUCCUCCAUGUCCGGCUCCUACAUCGCCCCCGGCACGGGCACGGGCACGGAGGACGAGGGAGAGGCGCUCCCCUCCCCGCUGCCCGCCAGCAGGGCCGCUUCCGAGGAAGGAGAGGCGAUGCCGGUGGCGUCUCCAGACAGCAACUUCGUGGGCCUCGCUGAAGAGCAGGACGCAGAGGGCAAUGACGUCAUGGAGGAAGACGAUGGGUCCCCCACACAGGAAGACGAUGUUUACGUUCAGGACAGCAGAGCAGAGACGCAUCCAGCGCGCCCGUCUAACUGCGUGGACUCCCUUACAGGCCAGAGGACGUGCGCGUUUCUAGGCAUGGAGUGUGACAAUAACAAUGACUUUGACAUCGCAAGCGUGAAAGCACUGGACAAUAAGCUGUGCUCUGAGGUCUGCUUACCGGGCACCUGGCAGGCCGAUGACAACGCGCUCAGUCGUCGGCGCCGUGGGCAUCGGCGCCGGGCCGCAGGGAUGAUUCCCCCGCAGGAGGCGUCCGCCCGGCGGCGGGAAAUCGAGGACAAGCUGAAGCAGGAGGAGGAGACGCUGUCCUUCAUCCGAGACAGCCUGGAGAAGAGCGACCAGCUCACCAGGAACAUGGUGUCCAUCCUGUCGUCCUUUGAGAGCCGCCUGAUGAAGCUGGAGAACUCCAUCAUCCCCGUGCACAAGCAGACAGAGAACCUGCAGCGGCUGCAGGAGAACGUGGAGAAGACUCUGUCCUGCCUGGACCACGUCAUCAGCUACUACCAUGUGGCCAGUGACACCGAGAAGGUCAUCAGGGAGGGCCCUACAGGGAGGCUGGACGAGUACCUGGGAAGCAUGGCCAAGAUUCAGAAGGCUGUGGAGUAUUUCCAGGACAACAGCCCAGACAGCCCAGAGCUCAACAAAGUGAAGCUGCUGUUCGAGCGGGGGAAGGAGUCCCUGGAGUCGGAGUUCCGCAGCCUGAUGACUCGGCACAGUAAGGUGGUCUCCCCUGUGCUCAUCCUGGAUCUGAUCAGUGGGGAGGAGGAGCUGGAGAUCCAGGAGGAGGUGCCCCUGGAGCACCUGCCGGAGGGCGUGCUCCUGGACGUGAUCCGCAUCUCCCGCUGGCUGGUGGAAUUCGGCCACAACCAAGAUUUCAUGAACGUCUACUACCAGAUCCGCUCCAGCCAGCUGGACCGCUCCAUCAAGGGCCUGAAGGAGCAUUUCCGGAAGAACAGUUCUGCCUCUGGGGUUCCCUACUCCCCUGCCAUCCCCAACAAGAGGAAAGACACGCCCACCAAGAAGCCCAUCAAGCGGCCAGGGACGAUCCGUAAGGCUCAGAACCUUCUGAAACAGUAUUCCCAGCAUGGUCUAGAUGGGAAAAAGGGGGGCUCUAACCUCAUUCCUCUGGAAGGUCACCAGCAUGAUUUCCGAGUUAAGCACCUGUCCGAGGCCCUGAACGACAAGCACGGGCCGCUGGCCGGGAGAGACGACAUGCUGGACGUGGAGACCGACGCCUACAUCCACUGCGUCAGCGCCUUCGUCAAGCUGGCGCAGAGCGAGUACCAGCUGCUGGUGGAGGUCAUCCCCGAGCACCAUCAGAAGAAGACCUUCGACUCCCUGAUCCAGGAUGCACUGGAGGGGCUGAUGCUCGAGGGGGAGAACAUCGUGUCCGCUGCCCGGAAGGCCAUCGUUAGACACGACUUCUCGGCAGUGCUCGCCAUCUUCCCCAUCCUGCGGCACCUCAAGCAGACCAAGCCCGAGUUCGACCAGGUGCUCCAGGGGACAGCCGCCAGCACCAAGAACAAGCUGCCCAGCCUCAUCACCUCCAUGGAGACCGUUGGUGCCAAAGCGCUGGAGGACUUCGCGGACAACAUCAAGAAUGACCCGGACAAGGAGUACAACAUGCCCAAGGACGGCACCGUGCACGAGCUCACCAGCAACGCCAUCCUUUUCCUGCAGCAGCUGCUGGACUUCCAGGAGACGGCAGGUGCCAUGCUGGCCUCCCAAGAGACCAGCUCCUCAGCCACCAGCUACAGCUCCGAGUUCAGCAGGCGCCUCCUGAGCACCUACAUCUGUAAAGUCCUGGGGAACCUGCAGCUGAACUUGCUGAGCAAGUCCAAGGUGUAUGAGGACCCAGCUCUGAGCGCCAUCUUCCUGCACAACAACUACAACUACAUCCUCAAGGCCCUGGAGAAGUCGGAGCUGAUCCAGCUGGUGGCUGUGACCCAGAAGACUGCCGAGCGCUCCUACCGGGAGCACAUCGAGCAGCAGAUCCAGACCUACCAGCGCAGCUGGUUAAAGGUGACCGACUACAUCACUGAGAAGAAUCUACCUGUGUUCCAGCCGGGAGUCAAGCUCCGGGACAAGGAGCGGCAGGUGAUCAAGGAGCGGUUUAAGGGCUUCAAUGACGGCCUGGAAGAAUUGUGCAAGAUCCAGAAGGCCUGGGCCAUCCCCGACACAGAGCAGCGGGACAAGAUCCGCCAAGCUCAGAAGCACAUCGUCAAGGAGACGUACGGGGCCUUUCUGCACAGGUACGGCAGCGUGCCCUUCACCAAGAACCCUGAGAAGUACAUCAAGUACCACGUGGAGCAGGUGGGCGACAUGAUCGACCGCCUCUUUGACACCUCCGCCUGAGCCUGCGCGCUCCCUGCCUGGCGGCACCAGGCAGCGUGGUGUUGGACACAUAAACCGUGUUAACUUGC
This is a messenger RNA of Myotis brandtii (Brandt's bat), 3414 nucleotides long. RefSeq names its product exocyst complex component 7 (gene EXOC7). The record is from RefSeq and is a predicted model, not a curated record. NCBI's taxonomy places the organism in Eukaryota, Metazoa, Chordata, Mammalia, Chiroptera, Vespertilionidae. Gene Ontology annotation, biological process: exocytosis. Gene Ontology annotation, molecular function: phosphatidylinositol-4,5-bisphosphate binding. Bases 116 to 3346 code for a protein of 1076 amino acids. Gene Ontology annotation, cellular component: exocyst. The transcript has 31 exons.